GCGCUGUGCGCCCUGCUUGUGAUCUGCAUUGUCUAACUGGGCAUUCGGAUCGCGCCAUACUCCCAGCAUACAAUCCGCGUCUUCGAAUGCGCCAUACCCCGGUAUCCGGAUACAAUGCGUGCCCAGCUACUUAAGAGAUGACCGCAGAGUACAUGGUACGCUCCCCCUCCGCUGAUCCUGCUUAUCACCCCUCGGGACACCGCGACGAUGGCCACCGUGCUCAACUAUGGCGGCAGCGACGCUAAGAAGGACGCAGACAUCACAACGACCGUGUCGGAGGACACGAGAAGCGAUAUCAAGGACACCGGGGCCCCUCCGCUAGGCGCGCCGAUCGACAAGAGCGGCGGGAUCUGGCGAAGGGGGAAGCCUCGUCUGGACUUAGACGCUGUGGCGACGCAGCUGUCUGUCUUCGACGAUCCCGCUGGGUUGGAGGCGUAUCGCCCACCUGCCCAGUACGAGAACGCGCAUCGCUUCGACCCCGAUGCGCGCUGGACAUGGCGCGAAGAGAAGCGCCUCGUCCGCAAGAUCGACAUCAAGAUCUUGCUGUGGACGCUCGUCAUGUUCUUCAGUCUCGACCUCGACCGGAGCAACCUGACGCAGGCGAACACGGACAACUUCCUCGAGGACCUCAACAUGACCACCAACGACUUCAACAUGGGGAACACCGUGUUCCGUCUGGCCUUCCUCUGCGCAGAGCUCCCUUCGCAGUUGUUGUCGAAGCGUAUCGGGCCGGAUAUCUGGAUUCCUUCCCAGAUGUCCCUCUGGAGUAUUGUCGCCUGCAGCCAGUUCUGGCUGACGGGGCGAAAGUCAUUCCUGGCGACUCGCUUCCUUCUGGGCUUCUUGCAGGGUGGCUUCAUUCCCGACGCCGUUCUCUACCUCAGCUACUUCUACACGAAGUAUGAGUUGCCCAUCCGUCUUGCCUGGUUUUGGAUCUCCAACUACGUCUCGCACAUCGUCAGCGCCCUCCUUGCCACUGGCUUGCUGCAGCUUCGUGGCGUCGCUGGGCGCGCAGGAUGGCGGUGGUUGUUCUUGAUCGAGGGCUUGAUUACUCUUGCUGUCGGCAUUUUCUCCUUUGCCAUGAUGCCUGCAGGCCCGACGCAGACGAAGAAGUGGUACCGUCCGAAGGGCUGGUUCACCGAGAGGGAGGAGGUCAUCAUGGUCAACCGUGUGCUUCGCGACGACCCAUCGAAGGCGGACAUGCACAAUCGCGAGGGCUUGAGCAUUAAAAUGCUGCUCACCUCCCUCUCCGACUGGCGCCUUUACCCCUUGUACGCCCUCGGCAUCACCCACAUGAUGCCCUCCGGCCCGCCGCAGACCUACCUCACCCUGUCCCUCCGCAACCUUGGGUUCAGCACAACCGAGAGCUCCCUCCUCACGAUCCCCUCGACUGUCAUCGGCGGCAUCGGCCUUGUACUCACGGCCAUCAUGAGCGAGGUCGUCGACAGCCGCGUCGCCGCGACGAUUACUGCACAGAUCUGGACGCUGCCGCUGCUCAUCGCGCUGUACACAUUUGACCAGAGUACUUCGCAAUGGGUGUACUUUGCGGUCGUGACGUUGAUUGCGGGAUUCCCAUACGUGCAUCCUAUCCAGGUCGCGUGGGCGUCGAGGAACUCGUAUUCAGUCAAGACGAGAACCGUGUCCGCAAGCGUGUACAACAUCUGUGUACAGGCCGGAUCUAUUAUCUACUCCAACAUCUAUAGGAAUGAUGAUAAGCCUCUUUACAAACGGGGCAACCGUGCCCUCAUCGGCAUCAACGUCAUGAACAUCUUCCUCUAUAUCGGCGUCCACUUCUUCUACAAGUUCCUUAACGCUCGUCGAGACAGGAUCUGGAACGCCAUGACGCCUGAGGAGCGUGAAAAGUACCUCGAGACCACGACGGACGUCGGAAACGCGAGGCUGGAUUUCCGGUUCGCGUACUAAAGGAGCUGGCUUUGUUACACA
Messenger RNA from Schizophyllum commune H4-8, 1941 nucleotides. RefSeq names its product MFS general substrate transporter. Lineage: Eukaryota; Fungi; Basidiomycota; Agaricomycetes; Agaricales; Schizophyllaceae. The transcript is spliced from 10 exons. Gene Ontology annotation, molecular function: transmembrane transporter activity. Bases 208 to 1920 code for a protein of 570 amino acids. Gene Ontology annotation, biological process: transmembrane transport. The record is from RefSeq and is a predicted model, not a curated record. Gene Ontology annotation, cellular component: membrane.